Messenger RNA from Chaetomium fimeti, 1669 nucleotides. RefSeq names its product phosphatidylethanolamine-binding protein. NCBI's taxonomy places the organism in Eukaryota, Fungi, Ascomycota, Sordariomycetes, Sordariales, Chaetomiaceae. Bases 73 to 1491 code for a protein of 472 amino acids. The record is from RefSeq and is a predicted model, not a curated record. The transcript is spliced from 2 exons.
GCAAGACUCGGGCUCGAUUGAGAGCGUCCCGCUCCAAUUUUUCCAACGCCCAGUUCCCCUCCACCCACCACCAUGUCGAGGCCUCAGCUGGUUGCACGGCCACUCGUGCGGUCGUUGCGGCAAGCAACCGGUACCACAGCGGCGACAUGUCCAUCACGGCCAAUUGCUCUCCGACCCUUCUCGUCAACACCGAGCCGAAAAGAUGAGACGACAACCACUACAAGCACCCCGACAGAGCCUAGCUCCGAUGCGCAGAAGCUUGCCGCCGACGCAGCACUGCUGGGCCAGAAGAAGCCCCCGCCAUACCCCUCGAUGAUCAAGCAGGGCACCGAGGAGCAGCUGUCCCAGUUCAUGGCUCCCCAGCUCGGUUCGAGGAGGAGGCGUGCAGCUCUCGCCACGACGGGCAACAUCCCCUUCGAGCAACUGCCGUAUCAAUGCUUUCAGGAGGCACGCAAGAUCCUGGCCCAGGACCGUGAGGAAAAGGUGGCCAAGAUUGUUGCCGAGACGGCAAAGAUCAAGCGUUUGGAGGCGGCCGAUGCUAGCACCUUCCGUGGUGGCGAGCCCUACAAGCAAAAGCGGUUGGAAAGUCUGAGGGCGCAUGUUGAGCAGCUCAAGAUUCUAGCAGAUAUCAACGAUCCGCUAGUGAAGAGGCGCUUCGAGGACGGCCAGGGCGACAUGAGCAAGCCCAUCUACCGGUACCUUGCCCACCGCAAAUGGAGCCGGAUGGAGCGCGAGAUUAUCUUGCAGCGUAUCGAACAGUUCCACAUCGUGCCCGAUCUGCUGCCCAAAUUCCAACCGACCAUGAGUGUCAAGAUGACCUUCCGCGGCUACAAGACACCCCCGGGUACCAUCCUAGACAGCCGCAUCACCGAGACUGCCCCGACGCUGCGCAUGCAGGUUUUUGACAAGGGUGACCGACUAUUUUCCGUCGUGGUCCUGGACGCCGACGUGCCAGACGCCGAGACCGAUUCGUUCCAAAAGCGCCUGCACUUUAUGGCCACCAACGUCCCUUGGAGCCCAACCAGGGACACCCUCCCCCUGAGCCGGCUGGGUACCGAGUCUGCCACUCCUUCCCCUGAGCCCGGCGCUCUCGCCGUCCCCUGGCUACCGCCGUACGCGCAAAAGGGCGCGCCCUACCACCGCCUGGCCGUCUUUAUCCUAGAGCAGAAGGACAACGCGCCGCUCGACGUGGCCAAGCUCCAAGAGAUGUACGACGGCCAGGGGCGCGACGGGUUCAGCGUCAAGAGCUUCCGCGACAAGUUCCCCGUCACGCCCGUCGGCUUCACCAUGUUCCGGACCGUGUGGGACGAGAACACGGCCGACGUCAUGACCCGCCACGGCAUCCCCGGCGCCGACCUCGAGUUCAAGCGCCAGCGCGUCAUGUCGCUCAAGCCGCCCCGCAAGGCCCGCGGUUGGGAAGCCAAGCGCCAGGGCCCCAAGUUCCGCCACCUUUGGAAGUAUACCAAGCGGAUCAAGGGCGUCAAGUUUUAGAGGAGGAAGCCAGGGCCCCUGUGAUUCGCGGUGGCGCGGCGGUAGAGGCGUGGUGUACUUGUAUCAUAUUAUCAGUGUACCAACUACGUAUAAAAUGUAUUGGAUUCGGGCUGUAUCCGGGUCUGUGAAUCAAAAUCGAGUAAAGCAAAUCCAAUAAAUAAAUGAAAUCGAGUAAAAG